UUCCUAGAGUGCUUGAAUGGGAUGAAUUGUGUCGACCCAUUGGAAAGUGGGCAAAAGCAUACAAAAUUCAUGUUGGUGAAAUAAGUCGUGCAAAGGUGUCUAUAUUGUAUAAAGAUUGGAAUCAAGUUCCACAAGGAAUAAAAGACACUUUGUGGGAAGAUGUUAAGAGAGAGUUUCAAAUCGAAGAAGAUGAAGACAAGAAAAAAAAGGUCCUACGCACUUGUGAUAAAACUUGGAGAGAUUUCAAAACAAAAUUGGUCAGUGGUUGGAUCACAUGUACCAGGAAUAUGCCGAAGGAGAAAAGAAUGCCCUAUGUACUCUAUGAUUUCAUAUCUGAGGAUAUAUGGAAAACAUUUGUUGAGGAGCAUACUACAGAUGAUUUUAAGGAAAUCAGUGAGAAGGCAAGACAAAGCCAGUCUUUCAACGAAUACCCUCACCAUUUAGGAGCCAAAUCAUAUGGUGAAAUGAAUAUUGUAUGGCGUAGAAAAGGGUAUAUUCCCACGACAUCUUCAGCAUCCAGUACUUCAUCUUGUUCUUCGGUUGUGUCUAGUUUGCCGAAUAGGACAUAUGCUUGGCUUCUAGCAAGAUCAAUAGAAGAUGAUAAGGGAAAUCCUUAUUUGCCGGAUGAGAAAACAAGAGAGGUGAAAGAAUCCAUUGAUAAUUGGAGAAAGCAACAAGCUAAAGGAAACUUUGUUCCUAAUAGGCAUGAUGAUAUCUUAUCUCGUGCCCUUGGGAAAAAAGAUCGUAAUGGUCGGGCAAUAGCAUUUGGCAGUGGAAUUGGCAUUAAAGCUGUAUGUGGAUCCGGAGAGAGGCGUAGUGGCCGACGGGGUAGGGAAUUCGAAGAUGAUGAGCUGGAAGAAUUAGAGGCAAGAGUAGCCCGGAGGGUACGAGAGGAGACUAUGCAGGAGAUGGAUUCUAAAAUGGAUUCCAUGGUUCAAGAGAAGUUUAUGUUAUUUGCUAAACAGAUAGGUAUUCAAAUUCCAACUGAAAUGAAUAACAUAGGUCGGACGACUCAACAAAAUCCUAGUAGUUGCCAAUCAGUGGGUGAUGAUCCAUUUGCAAACAUACAGGUAUCCAACACUUUGUUAUUUUAUAUUUUGUAUCUUUUUUUUAAUGAUUUAUGACUGCGACAUACUUUUAACUUUGUAACUCAAUUUUCUAUAUUUUUUAAUUAUGAUUUUUUUUAUCUUUAUAAGGAACCGGUUCAUUUUCGGCUAUCAUUGUUGAAAAAUGACUCUGAGAAAGUCAUUGUAGCUGAAGGUACAUAUCAUCCGGAGUUAAUCCUUGAUCAUCAUAGUAACCUCCUUCCGGAUCACGUGAGGGUGAGUGUUGAUGAUUUUUUUGACGAGUUCAAAGAAUUCUCGGUUCCAGUUCCUUCUUCAGUCAUCAAGAAACUUAAGCAUGCUCAUGGUACAUUUACCCAAUGGCCGAAAUACUUGGUUUCACUUAUGCAUG
Molecule: messenger RNA, 1455 nt
Organism: Chenopodium quinoa (quinoa)
Lineage: Eukaryota; Viridiplantae; Streptophyta; Magnoliopsida; Caryophyllales; Amaranthaceae
Exons: 4
Coding region: 288-1124 (278 amino acids)
Source: RefSeq, a predicted model, not a curated record